This is a messenger RNA of Myiozetetes cayanensis, 4074 nucleotides long. RefSeq names its product extracellular leucine rich repeat and fibronectin type III domain containing 1 (gene ELFN1). The record is from RefSeq and is a predicted model, not a curated record. Gene Ontology annotation, molecular function: protein binding. Lineage: Eukaryota; Metazoa; Chordata; Aves; Passeriformes; Tyrannidae. The transcript is spliced from 5 exons. Gene Ontology annotation, cellular component: plasma membrane. The coding region runs from base 929 to 3319 and encodes 796 amino acids.
CGUUUCCCUACCCGCCUCCUGCCCCCGGCCCGCCCGCCUGGAAGGGCGCGGGGAGCCGCAGCCGCGGGUGCGUCCGCCGCCCAUCACCGCGCCUCGGGGCUGGGCGCGCCGCCGAGCGCCGGGAGCCGCCGCCGGAGCAGCUCCAACUAUGAUCAGUGCAUAAAUCUACCUGCAACACAGGAUGUUGGAAAAUUACCGAGAGACAGCAACGUCCUCCCUGCUGCUUGGUGAGAAAAGAAGGAUGCACCUUCAGUUCAAAUACUGGGCGUGGUGACCACCUUGUGGGACCCCAGAUGCUGUGUCCAGUGUGGCUCCCAGCCCCUGCAGACAACAACUAGGAGACGUUCAUGACUGUAGCCAGGACCAGCAGUGACACACAGGCUCAAAGGUCUGUCAAGGAGCUUUACACAGCCAUGACUCAGAGAGAGGCGUCAGUGGAGAGAGUCUGUAGAUACAGCCAGCAGCUGUCAUGUGGAGGGUAUUAAUAAUAUAUAUGCAGGUGAGCCGAGGGACUGAGCAGGGGAAGCCAAACCCACGGAGGCACAUGGAGAUGGGGACCAGCGCCGCGAUGGGCAGCAAAAAGAAAACGAGGAGAUGUACUAUAAAAAGUGAGAGGAAGGCUUGUCUCUGAGCCAGAGGGACUCCUCCGCACUUCAUGACUCCCUCCUCGAGAUGCCAGAGACCUGGUGAUGUGGGACCAGCCUCAGCCACCCAGGCCUUGGUAGCAGCCCCUGGCUGGUGGCUGCCGAGUACCGUGGGCACCGAGGUCAGCUUUCUCCACAGACACCUCCCUCCCGUCUCCAAGCCAUGAGGAGAAGGGAGAGGCGAGCAAAGCUGCCGAAGAAGCACUAGCCCACGUCUUCCCAGCCCCUGUCCUGUUCCCUGCUUCCAACAGACCAGGAGCCCCCUCUCCGUGCUGCCCUUCCAGAUGGCAGGUCGCCGGUGGGCCGCGACGUCAGCCCUCUGCAUGUACGUGGCGGCCGUCUCUCUCCUGCACGCCGGCGGGGUGCGGGCAGACUGCUGGCUCAUCGAGGGGGACAAGGGCUUCGUCUGGUUGGCCAUCUGCAGCCAAAACCAGCCCCCCUACGAGUCCAUCCCCCAGCAAAUCAACAGCACCAUCGUGGACUUGCGGCUGAACGACAACAAGAUCAAGAGCGUGCAGUACGCCUCGCUCAGCCGCUUUGGCAACCUGACAUACCUCAACCUGACGAAGAACGAGAUCUCCUACAUCGAGGACGGUGCCUUUUCAGGACAGUUCAACCUCCAGGUGCUGCAGCUGGGUUACAACCGACUGAGGAACCUCACCGAGGGCAUCCUCCGGGGCCUGGGGAAGCUGGAGUACCUCUAUCUCCAGGCCAACCUCAUCGAGACCGUCACCCCCAAUGCCUUCUGGGAGUGCCCCAACAUAGUGAACAUUGACCUGUCCAUGAACAGGAUCCAGAGACUCGACAGCAACACUUUUCGGGGCCUAAACAAGCUCUCUGUCUGUGAACUCUACAGUAACCCCUUCUACUGCUCCUGUGAGCUCCUCGGCUUCCUGCAAUGGCUGGAGGCUUUCACCAACAUGACACGCACCUAUGACCGGAUGCAGUGCGACUCCCCGCCCGACUACAUGGGCUACUACUUGUUAGGCCAAGGCAGGACUGGUUACCGCAAUGCUCUGAGCAUGCUCUCGUCCCUUUGCACUGGUGGCUCCUACACUGUGAUCCCUCGUUUUAUCCCUCCCAGGUACCAGGUGACCACGGUGCCCUCCGAAAGCCCCUGCUCUGAGGAGGAGUGCUCCUCCGGCGACGGCACGACGCCGCAGUUCUCCCUCUUCACGCCCAUCGGUGAAACAGAGGUGCGCCCCAACAUCCAGGUGAAGCACCUCAACCACAACUCGGCCGUCCUCACCGUGCAGAUCCCCUACCCCUUCAGCAAGAUGUACAUCCUCUCCCAGUUCGAAAACGGCUUCUCCUCCAUGAUCACCAAGCUCAGGAAGAAGGAGGAGAACAUCACCGUGAGCAACCUAGUAGCACAAAGAGAUUACACCUACUGCGUAGUCUCUGUCCACCAAUACUCCAAGUACAACCACACCUGCGUCACCAUCACGCCCACCAGACCCAACCGCAAGGAGUCGGUGCCCACCCCUUCCACUGCCACCCAUUACAUCAUGACAAUCCUGGGCUGUCUCUUCGGCAUGGUGAUUGUCCUGGGCGUCGUGUAUUACUGCCUCCGGAAGAGGCGCCAGCAGGAGGAGAAGCACAAAAAGGCUGCUGGCAGCAUGAAGAAGACCAUCAUCGAGCUGAAAUAUGGGCCAGAAAUGGAGACCACCAGCAUCACCCAGCUGUCCCAGGGACAGAUCCUGGGCGGGGAGACAGUGACCCGCAUCCCCUACCUACCUUCUGCUGGCGAGGUUGAGCAGUACAAGCUGAUUGACAGCAGCGAGACCCCCAAGGCCACCAAGGGCAACUACAUGGAGGUGAGGACAGGCGAGCAGCCCGAGAGGCGAGACUGUGAGCUGUCCCUGCCGCCCGACUCCCAGGGCUCUGUGGCUGAGAUCUCCACCAUUGCCAAGGAGGUGGACAAGGUGAACCAGAUCAUCAACAACUGCAUCGAUGCCUUGAAAUCUGAGUCCACCUCCUUCCAAGGGGUGAAAUCAGGGGCAGUCUCCACGGUGGAGCCUCAGCUGGUGCUCUUAUCAGAGCAGAUCCCCAGCAAACAUGGAUUCCUUUCCCCUGUCUACAAGGAAAGCUACAACCACCCUCUCCAGAGGCACCACAGCAUGGAGGCGGCCCCCAAGCGCUCCAGCACCUCUUCCAGUGGCUCCAUACGGAGCCCCAGGUCUUACCGCUCCGAGGGAUCGGGCCACAAAUCAGAAGCCAAAUACAUCGAGAAGACAUCCCCCACCACCGACACCAUCCUCACUGUGACACCGGCCGCGGCCAUCCUGCGGGCAGAGGCGGAGAAGAUCCGCCAGUACAGCGAACACCGGCACUCGUACCCCAGCUCGCACCAAGGGGAGCAGCACGACAGCAUGGGGGGCAGAAAGCCCUCCAUCCUGGAGCCUCUGACCCGCCCUCGCCCCAGAGACCUGGCCUAUUCCCAGCUCUCGCCUCAGUACCACAACCUGAGCUACACCUCCAGCCCAGAGUACACCUGCAAACCAUCGCACAGCAUCUGGGAGCGCUUCAAACUCAACCGCAAGCGGCACAAAGACGAGGAGGAAUAUAUGGCAGCCGGCCAUGCCCUACGCAAAAAGGUCCAGUUUGCCAAAGACGAGGAUCUCCACGACAUCUUAGACUACUGGAAGGGCGUCUCUGCCCAGCAAAAGUCCUGAGUCCUCACAUAGCUCAUGACUUAACACACUAACUGGACCAAAAGAAAUCCGCAGCAGCUAUUUUUAUUCAGACUGUCUUUGAAACAAAAUAAAAUAAAAAAAUAAAUAAAUAAAAAAAAAUAAAUAAAAAUAAAAGAGAGAACAAAUUAUGAAAAAUCUAUAAAUAUUCUAUAUAAUAUAUAAAGUGAGAUAUUAAAAUGUCCUCACGUUGGUGAGACGCACCAAAUUUGAACACGAACUUUGCAGAACAAACAAACUGUGGAGUGAAAGAAAAAAAAAAGUUUUGUUUCAUUUUGAUUUUUUUAAAAAAAAAUGAGAAAAAAAGAAAAAAUUGAAUAUAAAAUGAAAAUGAAAGAGCGGGCAGAGAGCUGAGGUCUGGCGUUUCCCAAUAUUGCAUUGCAUGAGUCCCUAUUCCGUGAUUUUGUGGAUUCUUUGUGAACAGUUUGUGUUCUUCCUUCCUUUCCAAAAUCAACAGUGUCAAAAACAGCAACAAAAACCAAAAAAGAGACCAGAAGGAGCUCCAUCUUUUGGGCUGUUUUUGCAAACGGAGUCUUCCAGUUUAGACUUUUACCCAGUUGAAGGCCCGUUCACAUUUUCACUCACUGAAAGGUUUUACCACACAUCGCAUUGUAAACCGAAGUCGUUAAUUGUACAGAGAAAAUUUCUAUAUUUGCAAUGUUUGCUGUAUAAUGAGAAAGAGAGAGGAGAAAAAAAAACAAUACUACAUCUACUAAAAAUAUAUAUAUCUAUAUUCA